AGCACACUUCACCAUCAUUCAUUUAAAUGGCCUUCAACCAAAUUCCUACUUAUCUAAACCAGCAUUUUUAUUAGUCAUGUGCUCCUAGCCUCACACAAUGUUUGUUUACUCCAAACGAUGACAUACAUUGAUAAAUUAAUUUCGUUUCACAUUGUUGAAAAUGAAAAUCGCAAAAACUUUCUCUCCUGGACCUAUCCCACGAUAACAGUCGACCACGAAAAAUACAUCCUGUCGAAUUGUUUCGCAAGAGGCGUUCAAAACGAAUAUUUCUGUGGGCGCGUCCAAAAUAACUGGAUCUACAUCAGCCAAUUCGUGUCAAGCAAAACUUUCGCGAUUGUGAUAGCGGCGAAGGAAUUUGAGCCAAACAAGUACCGACAGUUGUGUGAUAUUUUAGGGAAAAAAUACGCCAAAAGCCAAAAUCCGGUGGAUCUAGUUACCUUGUAUUUGAAUUUGUUCACUUCCGGCUCCUGCUCGUUGCAGGAAAAUGGUGCUUCGUUUGUUUGCAAUUUCAAAAAUUACGAAUCCGUUGCCAACUUAAAAGAGUUUAUCGCAUCGUUUGAUUUGGAGAUAAUUCUGCUGUAUUCGGCGAUUUUAUUAAAAAGGAGGAUUUUGCUGUUUGAUAACAACAUGGAACUGCUUUUAAGUGAAUUGUUGGCUAUAAGCAAUUUGGUUCCGCUGAGAAAAGUCGCAGAUUAUUUAUAUCCAGUAAUAGAGAGUUCAAAUAAAUUAAAAGGAUUGUCGUUUUAUGUCGCAGGGACUACAAAUAGUGACUUAAUACGGGAUGAACACUUGUAUGACCUCUUCGUUAAUCUGCGGACACGGGAAAUUACAGUAUCUCCAAAAGCCGAAGAGAUCAUGGCCAUGACCAAAACCCACAAAGACAUAGCCACUUUUUUGGUGAAACUGUCCGCAAGCGACCUACCUGAAACCCAAGUCAAACAACAAAUCCUCCAAAAGACCAAAGAAUUGCUCAGUUUAUUAAAAAGCCUGGCUUCGGUAACAACAGACAACCACGUAAAGAUGGUCACGAUGAAUGACCUAAGAGCUAAGAAAUACCACCCAAACUUGGAAAACUUUCUCUUCAAUUUGGCUGUGUCCGAAAAUAUGAUGAUUUUGUAACUUACGGUGCUUUAUUCUGGUGCAUCAAUUUAUAAAAUAAGUAUAAUAAAAAUAUACAUCAAUUCCGAAUACAAAGUAA
Tribolium castaneum (red flour beetle) is the source of this 1198-nucleotide messenger RNA. RefSeq names its product DENN domain-containing protein 10. The coding region runs from base 118 to 1119 and encodes 333 amino acids. Gene Ontology annotation, cellular component: late endosome. The transcript has 5 exons. The record is from RefSeq and is a predicted model, not a curated record. NCBI's taxonomy places the organism in Eukaryota, Metazoa, Arthropoda, Insecta, Coleoptera, Tenebrionidae. Gene Ontology annotation, biological process: protein transport; regulation of early endosome to late endosome transport. Gene Ontology annotation, molecular function: small GTPase binding; guanyl-nucleotide exchange factor activity.